Messenger RNA from Pelagomonas calceolata, 813 nucleotides. Lineage: Eukaryota; Pelagophyceae; Pelagomonadales; Pelagomonadaceae. The record is from the annotation of a GenBank genome assembly.
CGGCCGCGUGCGAGCCCCAUACUCACCUGCAGCAAGUGCACAAAGCGUGUUCGACGUCGCGGACCCAACGCGCAACGAGCUAACGACAGUUCUUGCAUUCAUUUGACCAGCAGUGACUCUGCUGCUGCCAGUGUGCAGCGUCUGCUGGGCACGCAUAGCUGCAUGCGAGCCCUCGCCGUCGUCGCGGGAGCUGCAGCGGUGCAGCGCACGACAGCUGCAGCGGUGCAGCGCACGUCAAUCCGCGGCCAUGCCGUGCGCCGCGUCGACGGCAUCGACGGGCUGUACGUCUACGCUGUCGCGUACGGUGGUGGCAGCGAUGGCACCCCGCACGACGCAUUAUCAACACAACUCUGGCCAUCAGCACGGAUCGCUGGAGGCCUCCUCGCCGACGCGGCGCCGGCAUCGAUGGUCGAGAUCGGCUGCGGUCUCGCGCUGCCCAGUCUGGCGGCCGCGCGCGCCGGCGUUUCUGUCCUCGCGACAGACCGCGACUCUGUCGCGCUGGAUUUUGUGAGUGCAGCUGCCGCGGACCAGGGCCUCGACGUCUCAACUCAGCUCUUCGACGUAGAAGAUGAAUCCUCACCCUUGCCGCCCGGAGAACUCGUAGUGAUCGCGGACGUUUUUGUGACGGAUCCCGUCGCCGAGGCCUGCGCCGCGCGCUGCGAGGAGGCGCUCCGGCGCGGCUCGGACGUCCUCGUCGUCGCGGCCGCGCGGUCGACGCGUGACGCGUUCCUGGGGGCGCUCGGCAGAGGCUCCUUCGGUCCCGCACCGGCGCGGCUAGAUGGGCUGUCGCUGGUGGAUGGUGGGGCUGGAUAA